UAAUUGAUUGGUAUGCAAAAUCAAAAUCAAACAAGAGCAGAUACAAUAAAAUUUGUGGAGUUUUAUAUGAGUCCUAUGAAAGCUUAUUGAAACUAGAAACCAGCUGUCUUUGAUCUCUGGUGUUCUGACCACAGCUCUAGAGUUAAAUGGCUGCGACACCAGAUCGACUGGCAAACGUUCUGGAGCAGUACAGAGACAAGCUGCAUCAAGCCGGAGACAAUGUCCACGAAGAAGAACUGGACUACAUUAAAGAAAUUCUUGCCAGCCCGAUAUUCAACCAAUACUUACUUGGCAACCCACCCUCCAGUGAAAACUCCACCCUCAUAGCUGAGGCGACCAAUGAGCUUAUCACUGGUAUCCAAGACACUAAGAAAGACUCUCCUACUCAUAAAAGAAAAGUACUUCUUCAACGAAAAGAAUCACUGAAGAUUUUACGAAAUGCUGUCACACCUAAAAACGUAGUCUUGAAAAGACCUCACAGAGUAGACGCUCCGAGCACGCUGGUCCAACCUCCAGUACUUAAAUUAUCAUUAACUCCCUCCCACACUGGAAACUCUAGAACAGGUGCUAUCGAUGGACUGGAACCAAAACACACACCUGAAAUCACUCUGUUGCGACAGGCCAGUCUCAUGAAUGGAAGUUCAGACGACUCUAUCGUUGCAUCCAUUCUAAACGAUGUUUCCAUGGAGAGCUCUCUUAACAACAGUCGUAUAAAGAAUCUUUCCAGCUCCACCAGCACUUUAGUAGACAGAUCCGCUACUAAUGGCGGCCCUAUGCUAAGGAAGAAGUCAUCUGAGAGUUUUCUUAGGCCUGGUAGUGGAGGGUCUUUAUCAGGGUCACAACCUAACAUCAGCACACUCAGGUCCAUCCCUCACAUGGCUGUCAAUAGCAACCAUGUCUCUCGUCCUGAGCCGAUUGGUGCCGCUAUAACGUUGGACCCAUCUCCCCGACCAACGGAACUAUACACACAAGCUUCUGGAUUGACUCAUGAGAGUGGGAAGAAGCUAGUGAUAUCACCAGAGACACGCCCCCCUCCCCCUUCAUACCACGCCCAUAUGCAGAAACAGUUUCAACACUCGCAGGAACCUGUCAUUGACUCACCACACCCACUACUUCCAUACCGUAAAACGAAAUCGGUCGAAAAACUAUUUGACAUGUCUGAGACUUCCUUGGAGGGUCCACACCUCCACUCCCCACAACAGCCUCCCGCCCUCACUCCACCCACACACCCCAUGACCAAUGGGUCAGUGACGAUGGACGUUUCAACGGCAGAGAAAAGAAAAACAACAUUUACUGUUCGACUGGACAAAGGUGCAGAGGGACUCGGCUUCAUGGUGAAGGCAGUAAAGAACGAAGCGAAAGGAGAGGUGGGACUCUCCAUUCAAGACCUACAGGCAGGAGGCAUUGCUAAGAGGGACGGUAGGCUGCGGAGGAACGAUCAGAUCUCACACAUCAAUGGCCACUCCCUAAGUACUCUCCCCCACUCUGAUGCUGUGUCCCUUCUCCAGUCGUCUCGUGGCCCCGUUGAGCUCGUAGUUAUAAGGGAACACCCCUCACAGGCCACGCCCCCUUCACCACCCUCACUCAGGCACCCUCCACCUAUGUCACCAUCACGUCGGCACACCUCACAAUCACCAGCUGCACAUCGUCACAUGAUCACCAAACCAUCAUCUGGACAGCCAGACACACAAUCACCACCCUCACCCCCUCCCACUCCGACACCACACCCCCGGACUCAACAAGAUAUCGUUAACGGAGAUUUGAAUGAGGUGACUGGUGAUAAGGAGUGGGAGUCACAGCAACAGCAAAUUGUGACGAUAGAGUUGCCUAACGAUGGUCGUCGAGGGUUUGGGUUCGGCAUAGUAUCUGUGGGGGAACCUAAGAAGACAGUGGUACACUCUCUCGUGUCUGGGGGCGUGGCCGAACAGGAUGGACAACUACAGAGGGAGGACCAGCUGCUGCAGAUUAACGAGGAGAGUGUGCUCCACAUGGAGUAUGAUGACAUCAUCACCAGGCUGAGGACUGUCUAUCAGGCUGGUCAACCAAUCAGAUUAGUCAUAGCUAGAACCGUAUCUGUGGAGACGUCAACAGGGGAAGUCCCUGAUAUCAACGACUCCUCUGACGAUGAUCUGGAGGAAUUUGAGGUGGAGCUUCACCGUGGCAACAACAAGGGGCUGGGUAUCACCAUUGCUGGCUUGGUCAACACUGAUACAGGAGAAGAGGUAAACGGCAUCUACAUCACGUCCAUGAACCCGAAUGGGGCAGCUGCCCAAGCCAAGCGUAUCACCGUGGGUGAUCGUAUCCUGAAGGUGGGUGGCCACUCCCUGAAGGGACUGGAGAACAUGGAGGCUGCCUCGGUGUUGCGUAACAGUGGCAACCCGGUAAAAUUAAUGCUGAGUAGACGGAGGACCAAGGUGGCCGGCAUCCAGCCCCCUUCCCUCCCCACAAUUGUGGACUCCAGCAGCGAGGACCCCCCGCGAAGGCAGGCCUGGGAGGUGGUCGACAAGUGGACCUCUAUACUCGGACCAGACUACGUCGUCAAGGUUGACGAGGUGUACAAAACAGAGGGGGGUGGUUUGGGUAUUCGUAUGGAGAGCACAGCCGAACUUGACGAGGAGGGGGAGCCCCAUUCUGGCUCUGUGCAUCAUGUAAUCCAGUACAUACAUCCGCAGGGUCCAGUUGGUCAUCAUGGCAUCCUGAGAGUGGGUGAUGAGAUCCUAGAGAUUAACGGGAGUGUUCUGGUGGGGCUACAACAUCAAGAGGCCAUCGAGGUCGUCAAGUACACCCCAAACUUUGUGCAGGUGGUUGUGUGUCGAGUGAGCGGCCGUGGAGAGGGGGCAGGGUCAAGUCCAACAACAAACUCCCCUGAGGGCGCUCUCUCAGACUCGGAAGAGGACAAGCUCCUCUCAAACUCUGACACUCUCCUCGCACUGCCUUCUUGCGACCUUUCUGGCCUCGGGGACAACUUCUCCCGACGACUCGAGCGCAAGUCGUGGAGGGUGAGGCACGAGCAGCAGAAGAAACUCAUCAAGCAGAGAUUCGAACAAAAGCGUGAGGAGUUCUUGCGUCACCUACAGGAGCAGGACGAAGAGUUGGUGGCUCAGGAGGCAGAGCUUAAAGAGCGGCAACGGCAGGCAGAAGAAGAAGAGCGAAUGAAAAGUGACGAGGACCAUAAUAGAGACUCCGCCCUGUUACAGUUUGACUACGCUUCGUAUCGUAGUUCCAGUCAGAUGUCUGGACUGGAUGAGUCUCUACAAAGUCCUGAUUCCAUUCUGGAUUCAGAUUCUAGUCUCUUAUCUCCGGUUCCUGGUUCCACGCUCUGGGAGGAUGAACUUUCCGAGGUGGUUUUGGAGAAGGGGAAUCAGGGACUGGGAUUCAGCAUUCUGGACUUUGCUGACCCGCUCCAUUCUGGUGAAAAGGUGAUCCUGAUCCACUCGCUAGUGGAAGGCGGGGCUGCCGAGACAGAUGGCGGUCUGAAAAUAGGCGACAAACUGCUCAGUGUCAACAACAUGUCUGUGCUCAAUCACUCACUGGACUUUGCUGUACAACAGCUGGUGGCCGUUCCUCUAGGGGGUACUGUGAGUAUUGGUGUGUACCACCCCCUGCCAGGGGGCCCUGAGCUCGAGAGUGAACUGUGUUCCCCUUACUCCAUGGAGGGGCCCGAAGAGGGUGCUGUCCAUGCCGCCCUGGCAUUUGAGAGAGCUAGUCUGGGACAGGACGACGAGGACCAGAAACCACUCUCUGACGAAGAGGAGGAGCCGGAGGGCGUAGCCACAGAGGCGGAGUCCGAGGGCCAAGACAACCCAGAAGAGGAGGAAGGAGACGAUGAAAAGAAGAAGAAACCUGAUACGGAUGACGAUGAACCCCCGCCCCCCUAUUCUAAAGAUGACCCCCAAGAUGAAAAAUCUGAUGAUGCCCCCCACGGAGAUGAGGCAGCUCCUGAGGCUACUAAUGCUCAACAACCAAAACUCAAUUCUGGUGGACCACAGGAACAUGUAUCGGAGCAGCCAUCACUGUUGGCUCAAAUCGAAACUGAAAUCACUCAAACUAAACUCGAGACUCAUUCGGCAGACGAUAUCGACUCCCCCCAUAUGGAUACCCCCUCCCCACUCUCUCCCGCCUCCCCCAUAUCACCGGCACUACUGUCUCGUAUCUCAAGCCCUGAAAAAGGCCGCUCACUGUCUGACCUCACCAGAAUAAAGCCGGAGGAGGGAGCUCGUCUCUCGCAGCCUCUGAGUAUACCCGUCCCUAAAAAAAGUUCUUGCACUGACAGUGUAAAUGAAUUUUCUCACGAAUCGCUGAGUUCUUCCGAUAAUACGAUCGUAAACUCACAGAGUCAGCCAAGUCAGAGUGAGUUGGGGCCCGAAUCCAAUAGCAGCACUAUGACUAGUGGUAGCCUAACACGUGAGUACAACACCACCCCUGUCUAUGUGUCCUCCCCUUCUUCCGAUAGAAGUCAAAGGUCAAUCAAGAGCAGCAGCGAUGGACAAAAGGUAAAACCUAAGGAAAAAGUCCCUAAGAGAACGAAAGGAAAACGAUUGACUUCUCGAGGACAUAAAACCAAUCAAACCACCACCAACGAUUCUUAUCCAAGUACACCCACACAAGAAAACCUAACAGUAAACUAUUCUUCCCCUCAAGGCAUUUUGUGCAGCUCUCAAGAAAGUAACGUUGAUGGUCUUUCUCCCGAACUUAGUGACUUCGGUGACCACUCGAGUGAAGUCGAACCGAGAGAAAUACGAAUUCGUAAAAUUGGGGCGGGAUACGGCAUGAACUUAGCGUACGAUGAAAAGAACAGCUGUGUCAUUGUGAAGUCUUUGUCUAGCAGUGGAGCGGUAGGUAGGGAUGGUAGAAUCCGUGCCGGAGAUCGAAUCACAGCUAUCAACGGUAAGAGUUUAGCCGGUUUCAAUUUGACUAAGGCCAAAGGAAUAUUGAAACGAGCGUCAACUCGAAGUGAAGAACUAAUCAUUGUGUACACGCCAGCACCGCAAGUCCAAAGUUACAUAAUUCCCUCAGGGGGUUCUCCGUACAUCAACACCCCCGGUACGAGAUCUAGUAUCACCGAAGGAAUUAUGCCUGUUCAGCAGUCGAGCUACUACCCUCAGGGAAUCCAGGGGGCACAAGGUAACAUUCAACUGCACCCCGUGAUGGCCCCAGGGCCACAAUAUCCGCCACACGGAAUGAUACAAAGUAUGUAUGGGGCACCUACAUAUCACCCCCCCGGAGUACCUCCCCCGCCGAACAUUAAUGUUCCGGGGGGAUAUUUCACUCCGUACGAGGAUCAAAUGUCAAAACCCCCUCCUCCCCCGUAUAUGUUCCCACAUCAGCCUAGUCCAAGUCCCGCCCCACCAAUGAUGUCACAAGGACCACCACACUCAUAUCCUGCUCAACAACCACCAACUUGGAGUCUGAACACACCCAGCUCUAACGGACACAUAAUUCAACACUCGCCCAUUAUUGGGGGCAGUCAGUGGCCGGGAAUGUCGCACAAUCACAUGACCCCCGGGCCCGUCAAUCGUGACCCCCCACAGUACAGUGACAUUCACAUGAUGGCCAUGCAGCAGUCUCAAUCUCAACCACCCCCUCUUAUUACCCAGCCUUAUGUGAGACAGCCUCCUCCUCCUCCUCCUCAAGCAGCACAACACUUCGAACACCCCCCACACCUGAACCAACCAUCACGGCCAGAAGUCAGUCCGCGACCAAUGAACAAGUCCCAAUCUGAGACCAGGUUCCGGUCUGGAAUGCCACCACGACCUAAGGUGGAACGGAGACACAACACAGUCAGCCACGCCCCUAAGGGACUAGUCUUCAAUGGUAGUGGUUCUAGAAAGAAACAUCGAAAGAUUGGAGACGAUGUAUUUGAAGACAAGAAGUCAGCAAGGAGAUCCAAAGAUGAACCGAUGGGUCCAUUAUCUACUCAUACAUCUGGCAAGAAAGAAGGAAAAAAAGACACCCAGGAUACGGGUCGUCCUGCCAAGUACCCACGCACUCACACACUACAGGAGUCGCCCGAGCAUUCACACCACAACUCAUGGGCCAUCGAAGAAGAGGAAGACCCUGCAAUUAGAGCUGAAUUUCCUGAGGCAGACGGUCACCUGUUUGAAGUGCUACUACAGAAGGGCAAGGCUGGUUUAGGGCUGAGCAUUGUUGCCAGCACCACCCAGUCUCUUCGUGGGAUCGUAAUCAUGGGUAUACAACCGGGGGGCGUGGCAGAGCUAUGUGGGCGUCUUAAGUGGGGGGACAUGAUUCUCAAAGUCAAUGACACCUGUGUCCUCGGAAUGAGUCAGCAGAAGGUUCAAGAGUUGCUUGCGAAGGCCCCACCUACUGUCCGUUUUGUGUUGCUACGACAACAUAAGGUGGAAGAAACACAGGAGCAACAAAAAGGAAAACAUACCCAAGCAGACAGUGACAUUAGUCUGGAUGGUCUUGCUCAAGUGAAGGCCGUCACUCUAUACACUGACGACAAGAAGAGUCUGGGUUUCAAUAUAGAGAAGGGGGAGUUGGUGGGGGGUGCUCCCUCCGUCCUUAUCUCAAACAUUUCCCCGGGAGGUCCUGCUGAGGUCAGCAAUUCACUGCAGGCGGGGGACCAGAUUUUGAGUGUGGACGGACAGAAGAUACUCGGCUAUGCAUAUGAUAAGGCUAGGCUACUGCUCCAACAAGCAAGACAGCGAGGUCAGGUGACCGUCGUGGUAGCAUCUCAUUCCUCCACCACCCACAAGGAUGGGGAGGGACGAGGGGUGGAGCUUGACAAGACUCGGCUCCCAGAGGAAGUUGUCCUCAGACCACCAAAGAGGAGGAAAAGCUCACUCAAGCAACCGUCUAGACGUCGUCCUGUCAGUGUGGACUGUGAUGGCAAGACAGGACCCAAAAUGGGGAGCCCGGGAAUCCUGCAGAGAGCGGGUGUGGCACAGGUGGACAGCAACAGGAUGUCAUACUACUCCAACCGCAGCUCUCAACCCCUAACUGAGAGGGAGGUUGAGCAGGGCUUCCAGUAUUUUGAGCAGAAAGAUAAAGAUAUCACCCCCCUUAAGGAAUGUGAGAUUAUAAUAUUCAUGGGAACACAUGACCUGGGCUUGGUUCUCACUGGAGGAAUGGACUCACCACUCUUGGGAAUAUACAUUCAAUGUAUUGUCCCAGACAGCCCUGCGGACAAAGAUGGGCGUCUGAAACCGGGUGAUCAGAUAAAGAUGGUUAACAACACUGCGAUGGAGGAGCUCACUCGUGAUGAGGCCAUGCAAACGAUAAAGACAUCGCCAGCAUUUGUACACCUCCUUGUACUCAGAGAGACCAGCAAAUCCACCUCCAAAUUGAGCCUGAAUGAAGUAGACUCUGUCCCUCCCUUUUCCCCUGCCGAUCACUCUAGCAACCUGGAGCUCAUUGAACUGGUGAAACCCAACCAGGGAGGCUUGGGGCUCAUGAUUUGUGAGCAGGAGGACCACCCCCUAAGUGGUGUAUUUGUACAGAAUGUUGUCCAGAACAAAGCUGCCUAUCUAGACGGUCGCAUACACCCUGGAGAUAAGAUCCUCGCUAUUAAUGGGCAAGAUGUGUCCACGGCUAGACAAGACUUUGUAGUGCAUCUGUUGCAGAGUUGUGGAAACAAGGUUUCUCUGGAAGUGCUCCACCCUCCUCAUGCCUUCACACCCUCACAUCCUCCACACGAGCGAAUGGAAUAUGGGCGAUCAGGUGAUUUGGAUAUGACAUCAUCAGGGGAUCCGAAAGCAUUUCAGACGUUCCCCCCUCCUCCGGAGUACCCAUAUGGAGCCACAGGAAGACAACCUACAGGUCAUGAUCGCAUCAUCCCUCCGUACGCCAGAGUUGCUGACUCAACACCCACCAGUGACUAUGCCCCCGAGUACAUGCAUCACCAGUAUGUUGGUGGGUAUAGAGGAGGGGGUGUGGCUAAUGGGGACACCGACAUCGAUAUGCCCGUGUUAAGCCCAGACGAAAAGUACAAUGUCCAGGUGAUCCACCUCCACCGAGGGCCGUCCGGUCUUGGUUUCAGCAUCGUGGGUGGUAAAGGUUCUAAACAUGGCGACCUACCUAUCUACGUCAAGUCUGUGUUUGAGGAGGGUGCAGCUGGCCAAGACGGACGGCUGAGACUGGGCGACCAGAUCCUCACUGUGAACGGACAUAGCUUUGAGAAUGUGACUCACAAGCAAGCUGUGGAAACACUCAAACAACUCAAGGGAGAUAUUAAAUUGACUGUGAUGAGGACAGAGUAGUCAUAAUUGUUGCGUACACAUUUUAUUCUUUUCCCUAUUUCUGUAAUUCUCAGUGCUCUUUUAGUUCAGCAUUAUCUCACCUUAUUAUUUUUAUUUUGAUACCAAUGCAGUACAUGUUUACCUGAUUUUUUUUACUCCUGUCACUUGUUACUGUACUAUAUGCAGUUACUGUUAUACAACAUUUACAACUUCAGACCAUCAUGCAGUAACGAUUUAGAGUGACAUACUCGUUGUUUUAAUUUAUCACAAAAUUUCAAUAGG
This is a messenger RNA of Halichondria panicea, 8483 nucleotides long. RefSeq names its product multiple PDZ domain protein-like. Lineage: Eukaryota; Metazoa; Porifera; Demospongiae; Suberitida; Halichondriidae. Gene Ontology annotation, molecular function: protein binding. The record is from RefSeq and is a predicted model, not a curated record. The coding region runs from base 147 to 8222 and encodes 2691 amino acids. The transcript has 25 exons.